AUGAUGCAGAGACUGAAUCACAGGGCGUGUAAGCCGAACUUGGGUGCAUUUUGUCAACCCCGUGGUCAGAAUGCCCUCGCCAAAAUAGCUUGGGCCCGUUCUAUCUACCUUGACCACCGAGUCCGCUUGCAAAAUGCAUACGACCCGGCUGGUGGUGUGACUGAUAAAGACCGGAAGGUGAUGGAGGAUGCUCAUGAAAAACUCGUCCGUGCCGGCUACCUACGCCAGACGAACUCUGGGAUUUUCCAUUUGAUGCCCCUAGGAUACCGGGUCCAAGAUAAGAUCAUGAAGCUCAUCGAGAGGCACAUGCAGAGCAUAGGCGCUUCAAGAUUGGCGCUUGCCACAUUAUCUUCACCAGGCACAUGGGCAAAGUCAGGACGGUUCGAAAAGGCAAUGACUGAGCUGUUUUUGAUGACCGAUCGUAAAGGCAAAGGUUUGCUACUAUCUCCGACACACGAAGAAGAGAUCACCACGCUGGUAAAGCAAACUCUCGGCUCAUAUAAGCAACUUCCAGCAAGACUUUACCAGAUCACUCCGAAAUUCCGUGACGAGAUGCGGCCUCGCAAGGGACUUUUGCGCGGUCGUGAGUUCAUGAUGAAGGACUUAUACACAUUCGACGUCUCUGUCAACACUGCCCUCCAAACAUACGAACAAGUUCGUGCCGCAUACGACAGAAUAUUCUCUGAGCUGCGUUUGCCUGUCAUGGUUGCUGAGGCCAGUUCAGGAGAUAUUGGAGGUGACCUCAGCCAUGAGUACCAUCUGCCUACGUCCGAAGGAGAAGACGAUGUCAUUUCUUGUUCUGGGUGCAACUAUAUGGCGAAUACAGAAGUCGCCGUGAGCAAAUUGAAGCCUCACAAUAAUAUGGACUCGGGUGCCGAGAAGCCUAAUGAGGAUGUCAGCGUGUGGCGGGCCAUCACCAGGGACAAGAUGACCCUGGUAAAUGUUUGGUAUUCAGAAAGCUCCGACAUCAGACUCACCGCGUGUGGUCGUCCAACCGGUGAGAAGUGGGCAGAAGUCGUCAACUUUCACGCGGUCAAGCGGAUCGUGCCCGACUUGGACGCUAAUGUUGAGAACGUUGAGGUUGCUUGGUGGAACUCGGUCCUCGCAAACGGCAGUAAAAGUGGGAGCGGGGACAAAGCAGACGAUAACAAGCCACUCAAGGUAAUCAACCUGGUUGAUGGUAGACUGUUGCUGCACGAGGACAAGCAAAAAUUGCAGGAUGCAAUGGAGCUGUCGACACUGCCUUUUGCCAAAGAGGCGUACGCCAAGUUUGACAUGCCCCAGGUGACUACUAUUGCUGAGAGCAAUGAUGGCGAAACACUAAAUCUCAUCAAGAUUCGAGAUGGUGACGCUUGCCCCAAGUGCGACUCGGGUACUCUCUCUGUGCGCAAGGCAACUGAGCUGGGACAUACCUUUCAUCUGGGUGACAGGUAUUCGGAACCCAUGGCGCUCACUGUCAAGCUUCCAAACACUUCUCAGAUUGAGAGUGACAGCAACAGCGUCUCGGACGAUGAGGGACUAAUGUACAGCUUUUCUUCCAAGAAACAAGGCGAGGUCAAUGUUCAAAUGGGCUGCCAUGGUAUCGGUGUAUCGAGGAUCAUAGCCGCAGUGGCAGAACAUUUUGGCGACUCUCAAGGUCUCAACUGGCCAAGGGCUAUAGCACCGUAUGAGGUUGUCAUUGUCACGAGAAACCAGACUGCAUUGGCAGAUGCCGAGAGCAUAUAUGAUCUCCUGAGCGAAGGGGGCGCGGCUGCUAUACCAGCGUUUCCUAAGCUAGAUCUCGUUCUGGACGACCGCGACAAGUCGUUGCCUUGGAAGCUGAAGGACGCAGAUCUUGUAGGCUAUCCCGUUGUUGUUGUUCUCGGGAAAGCCUGGGCCGAUUCAAAACAGUGUGAGGUCCAAUGCCGACAGCUCAGUUUCAAAGAGUUGGUUGCCUUGGAUGACCUGCCCAGUGUUGUAGGCAAACUCCUUGGUCAGCUUUGAGGAGCGUGCUGGAGAUGGAUAUUGCCUGGCUUUGGCUGGCUGUAAAUGCUAUCUAUGUAUUAGUAUAAUCAGUCGUGGAGAUAAAAAAAAAACAUGUAGUGUG
Messenger RNA from Pyricularia grisea, 2086 nucleotides. RefSeq lists its product as uncharacterized. Gene Ontology annotation, cellular component: mitochondrion; cytoplasm. Gene Ontology annotation, biological process: prolyl-tRNA aminoacylation. Lineage: Eukaryota; Fungi; Ascomycota; Sordariomycetes; Magnaporthales; Pyriculariaceae. Bases 1 to 1983 code for a protein of 660 amino acids. Gene Ontology annotation, molecular function: proline-tRNA ligase activity; ATP binding. The record is from RefSeq and is a predicted model, not a curated record. The transcript has 7 exons.